AUGGCUCCCGGCAUCAGCAAGCGCGAGCAGGCGCGGAAUGAAAAGACCCUGGCGGAGCUGAUCCGCACCAUUCCUGGCAAUGAUCGAUGUGCCGAUUGCGAUGCCCUAUCCCCAGGAUGGGCAAGCUGGAAUAUGGGCAUUUUCCUUUGCAUGCGGUGCGCCGCACUGCACCGAAAGCUGGGCACACAUAUUUCCAAGAUCAAAUCCUUAACCAUGGAUACAUGGACAUCAGAGCAAGUCGAUAGUAUGAAAUCGCACGGUAACACUAUUAUGAACCAAUUAAAUAACCCGCGGGGGAUUAAGCCGCCAGUUCCCACCGAUAUUGACGAGGCCGAUGCGUGCAUGGAACGGUUUAUCCGGCAGAAAUAUCAACACCGCUCGUUGGAAAAUGGGAAGCCAAAGCCCCCGAGCAGGGAGGAUUCGAGUUACUCCAACUAUAGGCCUCUGUCCCCUGUGGAAACAAGAAAAAAUGGCUACACAUCUCCCGGGGGUUCUCCCCCUCCCCCUCCGCCCAAGACUGGAAAGCAUUUCAAGUUCGGUCUACGGUCGUCAUCCUCUACCUCGAACCUCCGCCGGUUUAGCGGCAAGCCCAGGGUGUCUUCGCCUACCUCGGAAAAUGGAGCCUGGUCACCACCAUUGCCAUCCAGGAGGAUGACUGGGCUUGGUGCGCCUGUCGCCGAUGUGACCACAGCAUCUUUCGAAUCUAAAAUGGCGGCAUUGCAGCAGAUGGGUUUCACCGAUGACGGACGAAACGAGAUGGUUCUGAAGGGACUACAUGAGGAUCUGGAUCGAGCGAUCGAAACACUGGUUAGGUUGGGCGAAGGAGGCAAUCCUGCAUCAAGAUCCAGGACCCCGGCCGGGACAAGCAGUGGUGCCUCUGCACAUAUAACAAUCUCGAAGCCUGAGACGUCCAAAAACCCAUUCCCGGUCACAACCGACAACACAUUCCCCGAGGUUUCUAACAACCCAUUUGACCGGGUGUUUUCAAAUCCUGUCGCCCAGUCGCAAACUCAGCAAUCACAGACCGCGGCGUACAACCCAUUCGAUCAGCUAAGCUCGAAUCCGGCAUCUACAUUUUCUUUAGAAUCAUCCUUCCAGGGCCUGCAAGUCUCCCAACCCUUGUUCCCCCACUCUACCGGUGGAUAUCCGAACCAGAAAAGCUCCAUGCAGCACUCUGUAUAUCAACAGCCCUAUACGCCUCCGGUCACAUCGACAUUCUCGCCAUCUUCUUAUGUUAAUUCGCCUCAGCUAGUGAACAGCUACAAUCCAUUCGACCAGGCACCGCUGCAGCCGCAGGGUGGCUUGGCCAGUCAGGCAUAUUCAAACCCCAAUAUGCCGCAAACGAACCCUUUCUUCAACACUGCGCCGCAAAACCAACCCAUGCAGCCGCAACAGCAGCAAAUGACCCCGUUCGCAGCGCAACCAGGGGGCUUUGCACCCCCUCGCCAUGCAAAUACCAUGCCCUUCGUGUCUUCCGCCUCGCCGUUUGGAACAUCUACCCCUUUCCAAGCACAGCAGCAGCCAUCAAAUGGGUUGGGAGCUUACAACCCGUUCCAGCAAGGGCCGGCGCCGAACACAGCGUCGAACACAAGCGGCUAUCCCAGCCAAUUCCAGUCCCACCCGCAACCACAGCAGACACAGCAACUCAUGCCUCAACCCACUGGAAUGGACAAGAACAGUAUUCUUUCAUUGUACAAUAUGGGCCCUACGCAGUCCAGUAUGACCCCUAUUCCCGAGCAACACCAGCAAUCUACGCAGCCCCAGGCCCAAGCCUCCACGAUGAAUCCCUAUUCUCAAUCAUCAAACCCAUACACAUCCAUGUCUCAGCCUCAGCAAGUCACAAACUUCCAACCCCAGCUACCUGCCGCCAACUCUCAGUCUACCACAUCUAACAAUCCAUUCUUUGGCACCGCCCCCACAGGCAGCGGAUCCGGCCUUGCCGCACAAGCAGGCAUCAAUCCAUACCAACCGCAAUCAUCCGGGUUAGGAAUUGGCGGCAUCGACGGCCAAACCGGGGCCGUAACCAGCCCCAGAACUACUCAGGCCCUGGGAACGAACAACUCCCCAUUUUCGGGAAUGAGUAGUCCCCAAUUUGCAGGAGCCAAUAGCUCCCCAUUUGCUGGAGGCCAGUCCCCUUUUUCAGGCCCGCCGCCCACGAAGUCGGCGUUUCCACGGUCACACAUGAGCCAGCCGAGCGUCGAUGUGAGCGGCCUGCAGAAUGGUCGCCAUAGCCCUGAUGCCUUUGCUAAUCUGAGUGCUCGCUAUGGUUGA
Penicillium digitatum Pd1 is the source of this 2271-nucleotide messenger RNA. RefSeq lists its product as uncharacterized. Gene Ontology annotation, molecular function: protein binding; GTPase activator activity. The record is from RefSeq and is a predicted model, not a curated record. Gene Ontology annotation, cellular component: cytoplasm. NCBI's taxonomy places the organism in Eukaryota, Fungi, Ascomycota, Eurotiomycetes, Eurotiales, Aspergillaceae.